CUGGGCGCCGCCCCGCGCACGGAGGCGGCCCCUGCGCGGCGGGGCCGGGCAGCCGCGGGCGCGGGCAGCCCUCGGCGGCGCCCCCGGACCGCGGCUCGGCCGCGCAUGGACGCGCGCUCCCGCCUGCACCUAUGCUGUUUGGAGAUGACAACCAAAAGGAAAAUUAUCGGCCGCUUGGUGCCCUGCCGGUGUUUUCGUGGUGAAGAAGAAAUCGUCUCAGUGUUAGAUUACUCUCACUGUGGCCUGCAGCAGGUGCCAAAGGAGGUUUUUAACUUUGAACGGACAUUAGAGGAGCUUUACCUAGAUGCCAAUCAAAUUGAAGAGCUACCUAAGCAACUGUUCAACUGUCAAGCUUUACGCAAACUGAGUAUACCAGACAAUGACCUUUCAAGUCUGCCAACCACUAUUGCUAGUUUAGUUAAUCUCAAAGAACUUGAUAUCAGUAAAAACGGAAUUCAAGACUUCCCAGAAAAUAUUAAAUGUUGUAAGUGUUUAACAAUUAUUGAAGCCAGUGUCAAUCCAGUCUCUAAGCUGCCAGAUGGCUUCACACAACUUCUAAAUUUGACCCAGCUCUAUCUAAAUGAUGCCUUUUUGGAGUUUCUUCCAGCUAACUUUGGAAGACUUGUCAAAUUGCGAAUUUUGGAGUUAAGAGAAAAUCACUUGAAAACUCUACCAAAGUCAAUGCACAAACUGACUCAGCUGGAGAGACUUGAUCUGGGCAAUAAUGAAUUCUCUGAGCUGCCUGAGGUUCUCGAACAAAUACAGAAUCUAAAGGAAUUGUGGAUGGACAAUAAUUCUUUGCAAAUACUACCUGGGUCUAUAGGGAAGUUAAAACAGCUCGUGUACCUGGAUGUGUCAAAAAACAGGAUAGAAACUGUUGAUUUGGACAUAUCAGGAUGUGAAGGACUUGAAGAUCUCCUGUUGUCAUCAAACAUGCUGCAGCAGCUGCCAGACUCGAUAGGACUGUUGAAAAGGCUUACAACUUUAAAAGUAGAUGACAAUCAGCUUACAAUUCUGCCAAAUGCAAUUGGAAAUUUAUCUUUAUUAGAAGAAUUUGACUGCAGCUGUAAUGAGUUGGAGGCCUUACCUUCUACCAUUGGCUACCUUCAUAACCUGAGGACGUUGGCUGUGGAUGAGAAUUUCCUUCCUGAACUGCCCAGAGAAAUUGGAAGCUGUAAAAAUGUAACAGUGAUGUCUCUCCGCUCUAACAAGCUGGAAUUUCUUCCUGAUGAGAUUGGUCAGAUGCAGAAGCUGAGGGUGUUAAAUCUGAGUGAUAACAGACUGAAGAAUUUACCAUUCACUUUUACUAAACUUAAAGAACUUGCAGCUUUGUGGCUUUCUGACAACCAGUCCAAGGCUCUCAUUCCACUGCAAACUGAGGCUCACCCAGAAACAAAGCAGAGAGUACUGACUAACUACAUGUUUCCCCAGCAACCCCGCAGUGAUGAAGACUUCCAGUCAGACAGUGAUAGUUUUAACCCUACUUUAUGGGAGGAGCAGAGACAGCAACGUAUGACUGUUGCCUUUGAAUUUGAAGAAAAAAAGGAAGAGGAGGAAAAUGCAGGGAAAGUUAAGGUUGAAAUAAAUCUAAAACGUUAUCCCACUCCAUACCCGGAGGAUUUAAAGAAUAUGGUAAAAUCAGUUCAAAAUCUGGUGGGCAAAACAAGCCAUGGAGUACGGCCUGAGAACGCAACACCAACUGCGAACAGUGAACAAACUGUGAAAGAAAAGUAUGAGCACAAGUGGCCCAUGGCACCAAAGGAGAUUUCAGUGGAGGUUCAAGAUAGAGAAAAUAAAGAAUUCCAAAAGAGCCACCUGUUUGAUACAGACAACACUCAUAAAUUGACUCUGGAAAUCUCAGAUAGGAAGGAGGAAGAAAAGCAUACAAAAAGCUCAGAGGAUGCCUUUGGACAUCCUGCCAGUGAGAUGAGGAUAGGGGAACUUCGUCCUUCCAUGCCAGAGACUCCGUUGUACCCACCCAAACUUGUUCUUCUGGGUAAAGAGAAGAAAGAAUCGACAGAUGAGUCUGAAGCAGAUAAGAUCCAUUGUCUGAAUAACAGCGUUUCCUCAGGCACUUACUCAGACUAUUCCCCUUCCCAGGCUUCCUCAGGGUCCUCCAACGCGCAUGUUAAAAUGGGGUCCUUGCAGACAACGGCUAAAGAAGCAGUGAAUAACUCUUUGUGGGGGAACAGGCUGGCACAGUCAUUUCCACAGCCCCUUGAAACAAAGCCAUUGCUGAGCCAGCGGGAAUCUGCUCCAGCGGGGAGCCUGCCGCAGCGCACCGACAGGCGCCCGCUGAGCGAAACCUUCGCCGACAGCUGGAAUGACAGCUCACACUACGAUAACACAGGGUUUGUGGCGGAGGAGAGCACGGUGGAGAAUCCUAGUGCUAACCCCCUCCUGAGCACGAAAUCUAGAAGCACAUCUGCACACGGACGCAGGCCGUUGAUUAGACAAGACAGGAUAGUUGGCAUUCCCCUGGAGCUGGAGCAGCCAACGCUCAGAAACACACACGAAUCUGAAGUGCCUCCUCCCAAUCCUUGGCAAAAUUGGACCAGAACCCCCAGUCCUUUUGAAGACAGGACAGCUUUUCCUUCCAAACUGGAAAGCACUCCCACCACCAGCCCUUUGCCUGAGCGGAAAGACCAUGUCAAAGAGUCUCCUGAAAUGACUAGCACUUUCACUCCGGGAAUAGCAUGGGAAUACCACGAUUCAAAUGCUAACAGAAGUCUCACAAAUGUCUUUUCCCAUAUCCACUGUCGCCCAGAUCCUUCCAAAAACAUUAUUUCAAUCAGCAAGAGUACAGAACGGCUUUCUCCAAUGAUGCGGGAUUUAAAAACUAACAAAUUUAAGAAGUCGCAAAGUAUCGAUGAGAUAGACAUUGGUACAUACAAAGUGUAUAAUAUACCCUUAGAAAACUAUGCAUCUGGUAAUGAUACUGUAGGCACCCACGAGAGGGUGGACAAGCUCCUGGGCCCGGAGCACGGCAUGCUGAGCAUGUCCCGCAGCCAGUCGGUCCCCAUGCUGGAUGAUGAGCUGCUGACCUACGGCAGCGUCAAGGUGCAGCCGCAGCAGAAGUCGUCCGUCACAAAGAAGGUCUACCAGUUUGACCAAAGCUUCAACCCGCAGGGAGCAGUGGAGGUCACAGCCGAGAAGAGGCUACUGCCGCCUUUCCAGCUCAACCCCGAGUACAUCCCCCAGCAGAGUAAAAACCUGCCCCAGGAUCUGGUCAGCCCGAGGGCCUACCGCGGCUACCCGCCUGUGGAGCACAUGUUCUCCUUCUCCCAGCCUUCAGUGAACGACGAGGCAGUCAGUGCCCCCUUCGCAAGCCAGGGGUCUCGGCCGGGGUUCUUGAGGAGAGCAGAUUCGUUGGCCAGCUCCACCGAGAUGUCCAUGUUCAGGAGAGUCAGUGAGCCCCACGAGCUGCCCCCGAGCGACAGGUAUGGCAGGCCUCCCUACCGAGGAGCUGUGGAGCGCCAAAGCAGCAUCUCGGUCUCUGAGUCUCAGUUCCUCAAGAGGAACGGCAGGUACGAAGACGAGCAUCCUUCCUACCAAGAAGUGAAAGCCCAGACUGGAAGCUUUCCAGUUAAAAACCUUACACAAAGGCGGCCAUUGUCUGCAAGAAGCUACAGUACAGAGAGUUACGGCACAUCCCAAACCAGGCCGGUUUCAGCGAGGCCAACAAUGGCAGCUCUGCUGGAAAAGAUACCGUCAGACUAUAACUUGGGUAACUAUGGCGACAAGCCUUCCGAUAACAGUGAUAUAAAGACAAGGCCUACCCCUGUGAAGGGAAAUGAGAGCUGUGCUAAAAUGCCCGCUGACUGGAGACAACAGCUACUUAGACAUAUAGAAGCUAGAAGGUUAGACAGGACCGCUGCUUACAAACACAACACAGUUAGCCUUGGCAUGCUGCACUCUGGAGGUUUUUCAGCAAUGCAUGCCGGCAGAAGCAUGACUUUAAACUUGCAGACUAAAUCUAAAUUUGAAAACCAAAUGCUUCAAGAGCUACCUCUACCGAAAACCCCAUCGCAGCAGAGCAGCAUCCUGGACAACGGGCAGGAGGAGGUGUCUGUGAGCAGCCAGUGGAACCCCUACCCGCUGGGGCGGCGGGACGUGCCCCCGGACACCGUCACAAAGAAGGCAGGUAGCCAUAUCCAGACUUUAAUGGGAUCGCAAAGCCUACAGCAUCGGAGCCGUGAGCAGCAGUAUGAAGGAAACAUGAACAAAGUCACCAUCCAGCAGUUCCAGCCGCCGCUGCCUAUUCAGAUUCCCUCUUCGCAGAGCUCUCGAGCACCUCAGACGGGGCGAUGUUUAAUCCAAACCAAGGGUCAGAGAAGUACGGAUGCAUAUCAGGAGCAGUUUUGUGUGAGGAUAGAGAAGAAUCCUGGCCUUGGUUUUAGUAUCAGUGGUGGAAUAAGUGGACAAGGAAAUCCAUUCAAACCUUCUGAUAAGGGUAUCUUUGUUACUAGGGUUCAGCCUGACGGACCAGCAUCCAGCCUGCUCCAGCCUGGCGAUAAGAUCCUCCAGGCGAACGGACACAGUUUUGUACAUAUGGAACACGAGAAAGCUGUGCUACUACUGAAGAGUUUCCAGAAUACAGUAGACCUAGUUAUUCAACGUGAGCUUACUGUCUAAAUAUUUUUUUAUAAAUAGUAAAUAUGUCUAGCCAGAUCUAAUGUUCAAACAGAUUUAUACAUAGGAAACAAAUUUUUUUGCCAAUUGCUGGACCAAUGGCAAACAGUAGUGCCAAAUGUAUAAUACUCUAUGUUAGUACCAAUCAUCUUGGAAAAAAUAUAUUAACUAUAUAAAAUAUUGUUCAUGUGGCUAUGUAUUAGUUUUAAUUGUCAGCCUCUGGCUGUGCAUUGGUGCGUUUUUUUAACCAAGUUACUUCUUAAAAGUCAAUUUCAUAUGAUUUCAAAACACAGAAGCACAUACAAAUUCUUUAGGAAUUCUACUGUCCAUCAGAAACACUGCCUCAAAGUUGUAUAUGCCUUUAUAAAGAUAAAAUAUAUUAACCUGUACUUCCCAUGAAAUAUUUCUAUCAUGUCACAUACAAAAAUAUAGAGAAAAAAUAUUUUCAUAAACACCUCAAAGAAAGUAUAUAUUAAAUUAAAUUUAAUAGUGUUCAUUUAUUUUCAAUGCAAAGAUAUUAUAUGCCUUAUGAAAAUACCUGUACAUAUGCAGUGUGUAUAGCUGGCUCCAUAUUAAUUAGUAAAAAAAUGUCACUAUACAGGGUGAGAUACUUAAUAAAUUAUACUGUCAACUCUGGGACCUAGAUAUGAAUAACUACACGGAAAUUGGUUAACUUCCUUUCGUUUGACACUUGUAGUUGGUUCCGUGUGAACACACUAAACGACGCGCAGGGAGUUCAGACAGGUAUGCUUCACAAACGGAAGAAGGUUGUGACGGGUGGCAGUAGAACCCCUUUUGUUGCUGCUAAUCUUAUUACCUAACUUUUUAAUUUAAAAUUGCAGGCCCUUUCCUUACCUCGCCCAUUGCCCCAGUCUUACAUUGGUCUGUAUUUUCACUGCUGCCCAGCCUCGCUGGCCCCUGCUCGCUGCACCCACCAUCAGCGAGGCUUUAACCUCGAUGUGAUCCUUUCCUUCAGUCACGGUCUCGUUAAUGGGAGCAGAUCCAGCCCGGCUGUGCCACGCUGCAGGGGAGCAGGAGUGGCACCGAGCCACCCUGCGGAAGUGUGCGGCUUGGAGCCCCUUCAGGUGGGAGCCCGGGCGCUGUCCCCACGGGGAGCGCUGACAGCACAGGACUGCAAAGCUGCCGGGUUCAGCUCUGCAGACCAGGUGUCCGUAACUGACAGCAGGAGGGAAAAAUGUAAGAAAACUUCCCACCAGAUUUUUUCCAGGGGACCCAGUUUCCAUUGACCUGCUGCCACUGAUGGCAAGGGACAGCAGGGAGAGCCAGCACCUGCUCCAGGAGGGACAGGCUCGCCUGCACCUUUUCCAGCUGGAUUAGAAACACCCCGAAAACCCCAGGUCAGAGGAGUGUAGCUGUAGCACGAGGGCACAGCCACAAACAUUUUCCUUUUCUGCGUGUAAGAGCCUGUAGAAAUUCCUAGACCUUCCUCCUUUUCCCAGCAAGUGCACACUGACUGAGGUAAUUAUAUUUCAAAUUCAACUCAAUUUCAGAAGCCAAUACAGCCACUCUGUCCCACGUCUGCUCUGCUCUGUGGGCCUAGUGCUGCUCCCAGAGGUGCAGGCACGUUCUGUGGGGGUUUGCUGCCGGCCUGUGCACAGCAAGCGGGAGGACUGAGCUGUGGAAGGCGCUGCCAGCAUCCCUGGCACCACCGAAAGGCACUGGCACUGCCCGUUCCCACACAGGCAGCUUGGGGUGCGAGGGCCUUUGCCGGGCUGCAGCAAAACAAAGUCAGGGAAGAGAAACCUGCUGAGGGUACCAGCUGCCCAGCACUCGCUCUGGGUUCGGGUGGCUGAAGAGCACCUGUGCACACAGGAGAGAGAAAAGAACCCAUACCUAACAAUUAAAUUACAAAUUAGUCAAAUAGGUAUAGUAGGAACCACCCCCUAAUAUUAUUAUGAAGCCCCAACUUUAUAAUUUCUCUGGUUGGUUUGUGGGGUUUUUUCCUUUCUUUCUUUCUGGACUCUGUGGCCAGUGGUGAGAAGCAGAGCCCGGCCAGGCCGUGGCACUGAACCGGCGGGCUGCGUCACUGCAGAGCUGCAGCCCCGCUCUCCGCUCCGCUCGGGGAUUUCUUUCAUGGUCACUUGGAAAGUGACACUUCCACACUGGCGCAUAAGCUCCCUGUGCUGCGGCUGGCUGCAUCUCCCUUUUUCUCCUCAGUCAAAAGGAACAAUUAAGUGUAUUAGUAUAAACUUUAACAAAACAUAAAUUCCAAGCUGACUGAGCAGGUUCCCACAUCCCAUGAAUUUCACCUUAUCCAAGCGAGUGUUCCGGCUGGAAGAGCUUCUGUACCACCAGAGAGGCAACACACCACCAGAUGCCACAGUGAGCCACAGCUGAUCCAAAAAUUUACAGUUUGAGUAAAUGGUUUUAUGAUAUUCAGAACAUAGAUUUAAUAGACAAUUAAUACUUUUCAACAAAUUUUUAAAUCUUCCUGAUACCACAAGCUAAAAAAACUUGCUGAAUUCACGAGAUUUGGUUUCGUUGUUUGCCUAGUCUUUUCUGCUUUCAGUUUUCUAGCACAUGGAUGUAGUUUCAUCAUGUGCUGUCAAACCGCAGAGCCCUCCUCAACCUUUUCUAACAUUCAUGGCUUUUCAGAGGCCAAACCUUCCAUUCUGAAGUCAUCACUGCCCUUUGAACGCAGAAAUAAGGAUUUCUUCAAUAUCAAGUUCAGGAAAUUGUGGACACCUACAUAGCUUUUACUUUCUUUAUGUUGAAUGGGAAUUCGGUCCCUUAGUAGACAUUUAUGCAUUAAAUUAUUCUGUGGAGCUGCCUUUUGUCUUUUCAUGCGGAAAAUCACUCUUCUGAGGGUGACCGUGCAGGAUGAAGCGGCACAUCUGCUGUUACGCACGCUGUAGGCACUGCACCACGGCACAGCUCCCCAGCCCAGAGACCCUUCCCUGGAUGCCACUUCCAGCAGGGAAACGCAGUAAGUGACUGUGGCAGCUUCCAAUGAUGCUGCACCACUGUCCGAUGACACCAUACAGCACACGACGCACCCAGCUGCCCCCCGCAAGCACAAUGCCAGGGCGGGCUCCCGAGACACGCAGCAGCAUUACAUGUACGCGUUCCAUACGUAGCACCAGAACUGUGGCUGGGAGCUGCAGAUACAAGAAGGAUGAGGAGGCUCUGCCAGGUAACAACUGACAGGUAAAAAUGGGGUAACUGGAAAAAGCAAGUGAGCUUUGGCGCUUGUGAAUACCAUACUCUGAGCUCAGGUGGUUUUCUGCAGGCUGAGUUGUUAGAGCUGAAGCACAGUGGCAUCACCGGUGGGGCUGUGUGCAGGACUAUGAUUCAACAUUGCAGAGUGCUUUCGUUUAUGAAUUAUAAUCAAAAGGAAAUUACAAUAAAAUCAAGUUAGUGCAGUGGACUGUCACAUAUAAGUCCCUAACUCUGCCAAAACUCCCAGUGACACUCUAAAAGGGGCUGGGGGAGAGUCUGGACUCCCAGCUGAAACGUACAGCAGCAACACUUUAACACCAACCCACUCCGCCCCAAAAAUACCAAAUACUUAUUUUUUGCAUUAUUUUUAUUCAAAUUGGCUGAAAUUAUGUUUAGCUAUCACUAGUAAUAUUAUGAGCAAUUAAAAUUACUUAAAUGGGACUACUUAGGAUUUCUACAUUAGGCUUUCAGAAAAACUUGCACAUUUGUCUUUCCUGCCAGGUCUCCUGUAACCUCACAGACACAACCACGUGCAGCUGGGCACGGGUAGGGUAUGACGUUAUGCACAUGCUUCGCAUGUAGUUAGGGUAUUUUAUUUUUUUUUUCUACUAAAUGCAAUUAUAUGGCAAGUGCUGAGGUCAGGUGGCAGCUCACCCUGAGGUGAGCUCCACGGGUGGGUUCACUUUCUUGUGCGUGAAUGCGUUUUGAUCCAGGCAAGCAGAGUCUCAAAACGCAGGUGGUUCCCCUUCUCUAGGCCGCGCAGCGCUCCCAGCCCACGGAGCGCUCUCCCGCACCAACGCAAGCACUCAAACGCAGGAUCUUUGUAAAGCUACUGGUGGUAAUUUUCCUACUGACUGAAAGGGGCUGUGCCUAGAACCACCCUGGGGAAGUCCAGCGUGCAGCCAGCAGCUCUCCCCCGCCAGCGCGCGUUCCCAUGGCAAUACGUCUGUUAGCUGGGAACACACCGUUUGGCUUUUUUAGGCUUUUUUUUUUUUCCCAUGCAAUAAACACUUAACUAACACUCCUCAGGGAAGGGCUAGAUUAGAAAAGGAAGCCUGCACAGUAAUUCCCUCAUCCUCAUUUUGCAACAAGUUUUAAGGGUCUCAGUGGUCAGUGCCACUGUUCCCAUUCUUGCGCUACCCGCUGUACCCCCCUGCGGGGCCUCCUCCACCCAGCGUGCUGUGCCAAAACCCAGUGGCCAGAUGGGCAGGAGCUCAUUUGCUUUUCUGCAGUCUUGUUACAAGGCAGCUCUUGUGGGGAUAAAAGAAAGGAGCAGGGGGAGAAAAAAUGCUGUUUCCAAAAUGCUUAGUUGUUUUUUUUCCAAAAUAAGGAAAGAGCAGCCCCCCAGGACACCUGCAGGGCUCACCGGUCUUCAUAAUUUACACCUUUUCCCAUUCACAGCUCGCAGUGUUUAUCUGGGUGUUGCUAAACUCUGACAUUUAGCAGUCAGUUGUGCAGAUCUGUGACCAUGAACAUCAUCAAAUCUGCUCUGGUGUUUUCCAAGAUAUUUUUAACAUGUCCAUGUCUAUGCUUCGUGGCCCUACGCUAGCUCCCGAGGGGAGGCCAGGGUGUGCCAGCCAGGGGCGCAGGACAAAGCUGAGCACGUAAGCGACAGCUGAGGGUAAGGUCCCAGCGCUGGGAGCGGCGCAGGCAGCCCUUCAGGGGGUCGCUGGGGACACCCCGCCUGCCCCACCGCUGAGGCGUUUGUAGGGCAGCCUUCUUCCCCACAGAGUGAGAAGCCUUUGGCCACGCUGCUCUAACAGCUCUAUUUCCAGCUCAUACAGGAACAUCUGGAAAGUGAAACCCCUCAUGUUACAGACCAGCACGAAUCUUCAUGAGCCCAAAGUCCAACUCAGAAUUGCAGUAUAAAACAUCGAGGAGGUUGGUGUGCUGUUGCUAGUAAGCACUUUGAAGGUGAAGGCGUUCCUUGGUUAAACCUCUCUGGCUUGUAAUAUAGCAUUUAGUUACCUUAUGCAAUCACAAAAAUGCGUACUUAUGGAUAUGUGUGUAUAUAUAUGUAUGUAUCUGAUAGAGAUAUAUGCAACAGUGAAUGCAAAGGGAGUAUUAAAUGACAAACCCUACCUUUCAGCCGGCUCACGUGCAGGCUCUGGUCUCAAGACACGACGCAAGGUCAGCAGCAGGAGCGCUGGGCCUCAGGGGAAGUAACCGCCUAGAGGAAAAGGGCCAGAGCCCGGGUGCGGCGCUGCCCAGCCUCCUCCAUGGAAGGAAGCUGACAAGCAGCGGGGCUGUGUCCCACCACCGUGCCACCCCUCUCCCACACUGCCAGGCAGGCCCUGUAAAACAGAAACGGGGUUAGACACAAGUAUCCAAUUGCCACAGUCCGUGAGCAGGCGCUGGCACGCCGCGGUCGAGGGCUGCGGAGUUGCCACUUACCUUAGCAGCAGCUGUAACUGGUGGGAUUUUACGUUUCAGGAUUCCCAAAUGAGAAUAACAUUUUAUCUGAAGUUUGAGCUCCCUGCCCACGGGCUGGUAGUGUGCACCACGUCCCUGUCCCGCCUCAGCGCUCUUCCCUUCUGCCUUCAAAAAUUCAAUUUUAAGCAAAUGCAGAAAGAUGUAUGACUUCAUUUUUAGGCAAUUGGAUUUAAGGAUUAAAUUUCACUUGUCAGUCUUGCCAGUGUGAGCGGAAUACAAUGUAACGAUACAACUUUCAGGCCAGUAGUUUGGAUAGGAUACGAAUUAAUUGGUGGUUUGGUUUUGUUUUGAACACCUUUGGUGAUGGCGGGCGUCAAGCCACGUGUGCGGCACAGCAGUGGCAUGCAGAGGCCAGGCGAGGACGCCCGCGCUCUGCCCCGCCGAGGGCGUGCAGGGCGGCUGGUGGCAACUUCCAUGGAAAAGCAAAUUUCAAAAAGACACUAUUUGCCAAUCAUAGAAUUUAAAUGGUUUCUCUUAAACAAAAAAAACCAAAACAAACACCACACCCAAACCAAAAAACCCAAUUGCUUUUUGCCAGUCCUCUUCCUGGACAAUUCCAGCGAAUAUUCUGGAAGUGAAAGAUGUCAUUGCAUUGCGUAAGAAUUUCCCCAGCCCUUGUAAGGUGUUUUCCGCAGCACCACAGCCCGGGCACAGCCCUGCAGCACACGAGGCUUCAUCUCUGUCAGUCGGGGCCUUCUCUGUCUCUGUGCUGGCACGUCUGGCUUUGCCCCCAACCCCUGGGCAGAACAAACGCUCUCAUCAGUUCGGUUUUCUACUUGUGAGUACUGUAUCCAGUUCAGAACCAACAGCUUACUUUAAUAAAAAUUUUACCAUUUUAUAAAAGACAUGUUUAAUUAUGAUGGAGAUGGCUGUAUUGUAAUUAAUAUUUUGAGAUAAUUGUGAUUUUGAGCUUAAAUUAUAUACAGAAAAUGGUCAUUUUUGUAUGUGUUAAAAGAUUGCUAUAUUACAAAUGACUAACUGUACUUUUCAGUUUAAUUACAGUAUUAAUGUAAAUAAAGCUGAAUGAAGAAAUAUUUACUACUUUAUUAACAUAGAUUGUGAAUGUACUUAAUGUUUUUUGCAGUAUAAAGACUUACUGAACUUGAAAGCUGCUUCAUUUUAUGUGCAGAAAGGUACUUCAAAAUUAUAUUUUAAAUCUAUUGAUUCAGUGCAAUCAAUUAUAUUGUUAGUUCAUUUGCACAUGCAGGUUGUAUCCUUCCAGUUUUAUUUCAUGUAUGACACUUACCCGUAAGGUGCAUAUUGUGUUUAGAAUGCAUUUUGCAGAUGCUUCUGUACAUAAAACAAAUACAGGGACUAAAACAAUGCUGUGCAGUGUAUAGCAGAGCCAUUUUUCGGCUUUGGUGUACCCAACUUUUUCAGUAUUUAAAAAAGUGUUUUGAAUAACAUUAAAAAGUCUCUUUAUGGUAUAAAUAAUAAAACCGUCACCUUAUUGUAAUUCAUUUUUGUCAUCUUUUACUCAGAGGGAAGGACCGAUUCCCAUUACCAGAUAGGUCAGAGACCUCAAAAUCAAGCUGCCUCCCUUGUGCAGCUGUAGCUACUGGUGAGCCAUGACAUACGGAAAUAGAGUGGCUGCAAGCUUGUGAAGCCGCUCAGCAGCUGCUGCUCGGGUACCAAUCCGUAUGACAGAUGGGAAAACACGAGAGGGUCUGGGGGAUGACAGCAGCAGUUCCACCACCUGAGUAACUACACAACAGCUCUUACCUGUUUGAAGCCCAAACAAGGCACACAGACACGAUCACGUAAGUUUACCAGGAGCCGCCUUCCCCUUCCCUCUCCGCUGCCACCCCAGUCCCUCUCAUCUAGAGCAGGUUAGCGCCAGGCGGCGGCUCCAGCCACGCUCCGGUCCUUCUCUGGGGGUGACAGGGUACAGCGGCGUGCAAGGCGCCUCAGCCAGCCUUGCUCUUCUUGGAUGGUGCUCGCUAAAUCUCAAGACCCGGAGAAUGAGUUAAGUGAACGUCUCCAGAACCGACAUAAAAUACAAAACCUGGAAAGGUUGAACCGGAUUAAAUUUUGCUGCAUUACUGAAAGGACAAGUGGAGAAAGGAAAACACUUCCAUUACACUCUUUUUUUUGCCUCCUUAUAAGCACAUACCCCAGGAAGGAUACCCACGCGACGGCAGCCUUCGCACAGAGGCUGCAUGGCAGAGUGCGGCAGACCCCUGUCCCUAAAGCUCCAUGAGGGUACCUGUCACUUGAAAGCUUUUCCUGUGUUGCAAAGCAGUAAGCAGUUACAGUCAGGAGCAGCAGUUGUACAGAGGGACAGCAGCAAAAAAAGUGGGAGAAAACAGACAACCCUGCUCAAAUACCAGAAGCAAGGCAGCCACCUUGGCCCGGCAUCAUGCCUGGCCACAUGUGCUGUGCUGCCCACAGCAGCCACGCGGUACAGGCAGCCGCACAGCUCCAGUGACAGGCGGCUGGUCCUUCUCUGUGUGCUUAUGGCAGCACUCAGUGUAGUUUUUAAAAAACCAAACGCCACCAACAGGAAUCCAUCCGGUACCCAUUUCAAACCCAUUUCUAAUGCCUGGAGCAGCCUGACAGAGACACAAUGGCUCGGCAGUCACAAAGCCACCAGCCCUUCCUU
This is a messenger RNA of Falco peregrinus (peregrine falcon), 12847 nucleotides long. It is a transcript of the gene LRRC7, whose product is annotated as leucine rich repeat containing 7. The record is from RefSeq and is a predicted model, not a curated record. Bases 106 to 4635 code for a protein of 1509 amino acids. Gene Ontology annotation, biological process: neurotransmitter receptor transport, endosome to postsynaptic membrane; neurotransmitter receptor transport postsynaptic membrane to endosome. The transcript is spliced from 26 exons. Lineage: Eukaryota; Metazoa; Chordata; Aves; Falconiformes; Falconidae. Gene Ontology annotation, molecular function: protein binding. Gene Ontology annotation, cellular component: postsynaptic membrane; postsynaptic density; adherens junction.